Molecule: messenger RNA, 2349 nt
Organism: Hemisphaericaspora subhashii
Lineage: Eukaryota; Fungi; Ascomycota; Pichiomycetes; Serinales; Debaryomycetaceae
Exons: 1
Coding region: 1-2349 (782 amino acids)
Biological process (GO): xylan catabolic process; arabinan catabolic process
Cellular component (GO): plant-type cell wall
Molecular function (GO): alpha-L-arabinofuranosidase activity; xylan 1,4-beta-xylosidase activity
Source: RefSeq, a predicted model, not a curated record
AUGUUGCCAAUUCAAUUAUUAGUUUCCCUUGCAUUCGUGCUUUUCGGUACCAAUGCUCUUACUCCACCAGCUUCCCCAGAUUAUAACACUGAAGCAAACCCUCAAUUACCAUCCGUGUUAUUUCAAUUAGAUAAUUACACCUUCCCAGACUGUAAGAAUGGUCCAUUAAAGGACAACUUGGUUUGUAAUGAAAGGGCUAGUCCAAAUGAAAGAGCUAGAGCUCUUAUUGAAAAGUUCACCACUGAAGAUUUAAUUGCCAACACUGGUAAUACUUCCCCAGGUGUUCCUUCUUUAGGUCUUCCACCUUAUCAAUGGUGGCAAGAAGCUCUUCACGGUAUUGACAGAGCUAACUUUACUGCCAGUGGUGAAUUCCAACAUGCUACCUCUUUCCCACAACCAAUUUUAAUGGGUGGUGCUUUCAACGAUCCUUUGUAUAAGCAAGUCGGUGAUGUUAUCUCCACCGAAGCUAGAGCUUUCAACAAUGCUGGUAGAUACGGUUUAGAUGGUUGGGCUCCAAACAUUAACCCAUUCAGAGACUCUAGAUGGGGUCGUGGUCAAGAAGUUGCUUCUGAAGCUCCAGUUCAAGUCGGUAGAUACGCUUACAACUUAGUUCAAGGUAUCCAAGGUGGUUUAGAUAAUGACAACACCGAUAAACUUAAGAUGGCUGCCACUUGUAAGCAUUUUGCUGGUUAUGAUAUGGAAGGUUGGGAUGGUCACUCCAGAUUAGGUUACAAUGCUAUCAUUAGUGAACAAGAUCUUUCUGAUUAUUAUACUCCAUCAUUCCAACACUGUGUCCGUGAUGGUAGAGCUGCUUCUGUUAUGUGUUCUUAUAAUGCUGUUAACGGUGUUCCAGCCUGUGCAAAUGAGUACUUAUUGAAGGAUAUCUUAAGAGACUCUUACGAUUGGCAAGAUGGUCUUAUUGUCUCUGAUUGUGAUGCUAUCUACAACGUUUGGAAUCCACACAUGUAUGCUGAAGACAUGACCGGUGCUUCCGCUGAUGCUCUUAAAGCUACCGUUGAUGUUAACUGUGGUACCACUUACCCAGAAAACUUAGGUUAUGCUCUUGGGAACAACACCAUUAACGUAGGCCAACUUAAGGCUGCUUUAACUCGUCAAUAUGCUACAUUGAUUAGAUUAGGUUACUUCGAUGAUCCAGAAAACCAACCAUACAGAAAGUUAGGUUGGAAUGAUGUUGCUACUCCAGAAGCUCAACAAAUUGCUUACCAAGCUGCUGUUGAAGGUCUUGCUUUAUUGAAGAAUGAUGGUACUUUACCAUUCGACCGCAAGAUUAAGAAUGUUGCUGUUAUUGGUCCAUGGGCUAAUGCUACUACCCAAAUGCAAGGUGAUUACGCUGGUGUCGCUCCAUACUUGAUCUCUCCAUUACAAGGUGCUCAAGGCGAUUACCAUGUCACUUAUGCUCUUGGUACUCAAAUCAACACUACUUCCACUGCUGGUUUCAGUGAAGCUCUUAAUGCUGCUAAGCAUGCCGAUGCUAUUGUUUACUUAGGUGGUAUUGAUAACAGUAUUGAAAACGAAGCCUUAGAUCGUGAAUCCAUUACCUGGCCAGGUAACCAAUUAGAAUUAGUUAAACAAUUAUCUGAAUUAAAGAAACCAUUAGCUGUCGUUCAAUUCGGUGCUGGUCAAAUUGAUGAUACUGAACUUAAGAAUAACAAGCAUGUUAACUCCAUUCUUUAUGCUGGUUACCCAGGUCAAAGUGGUGGUAAAGCUAUUUUUGAUGUCAUUUCUGGUAAGUAUGCUCCAGCUGGUCGUUUGACUACUACUCAAUACCCAGCUUCAUAUGCUGAUGAAGUUCCAAUGACUGAUAUGUCUCUUAGACCAAGCGGAAGCUUCCCAGGUAGAACUUUCAUGUGGUACAACAAAGAACCAGUUUAUGAAUACGGUCACGGUUUACACUACACCACCUUCAAGGCUUCUCCAGUUGGAUCUGACAAGAAAUCCGUUAACAUUCAACAAGCUAUUGCUUCUGUUCACAAUACUUAUGUUGAUCAAGGUGUUGUUGCUACCUUCACUGCUGCCAUCAAGAACACUGGUAAGGUUACUUCUGAUUUUGCUGCUUUGUUAUACGGAAAGACUACUGCUGGUCCAGGUCCACAUGCUAACAAGGUUUUGGUUGACUACACCAAAUUACAUCAAAUCGCUCCAAAGAAAUCUCAAAAUGCUGAAUUUACUGUUACUUUAGGUUCAAUUGCUCAAGCUGAUACUCAAGGUAACAAAUGGGUCUACCCAGGUACUUACACCUUAUUCGUUGAUAACGACAAGUUAACUAGUUUCACUGUUACCCUUACUGGUAAGGCUGCUAUUGUCCAACAAUUCCCUCAAUCUAAGUAA